CUAUACACCCCUCUCAAAGAAGACGAGUUUCGACUCUUAUCGAUAUCCCCGUCGGAAAACCCCCACGCCCCACUUGUCGGCACCCUUCGUACAACCUCGUUCUUUGAAGCGCGAUACUCAGCCAUAUCAUACGUAUGGGGUGACGCAAGCUCUCCUGAAGAUGCACAGAUCAAUGGACACACUGUACAAUUGCAGCGAAACCUUGCAUCCGCGUUGCGGUAUAUUCGUACAACAGGCGCUUUAGAGGUCUGCAGUGCUAUUUGGGCUGAUGCAGUCUGCAUCAAUCAGAAAGACAUACUAGAGAAGAAUCGGCAAGUCGCUAUAAUGCACCAUAUAUAUUCCAACGCAGCGUUAACCAUUGCAUGGUUAGGAUCUGCGCAACCAAACAUCCGGGCUGCAUUUAAGGCUGUCUCUCGG
Paraphaeosphaeria sporulosa is the source of this 417-nucleotide messenger RNA. RefSeq names its product HET-domain-containing protein. The annotation marks the transcript as partial. The transcript has a single exon. NCBI's taxonomy places the organism in Eukaryota, Fungi, Ascomycota, Dothideomycetes, Pleosporales, Didymosphaeriaceae. The record is from RefSeq and is a predicted model, not a curated record.